GACCCUUUAUAAGAAAUUACAUAGUACAUUUGUGAUUUUGCCAAGGACUUGUACAGAUGGUUUAAAUUCUUACAAACCAAAUAUUUGAACUUAACUUUCUCGUUGUAGUGGCUGCAAACUUUUAAUUUAUUCAUUGUCAGUUCAUUAUUUUUAAAAUUUCAUUUUAAAAAAUGAAUGUUUACAAUGGAAGACCAUUUUAUUACUUAGAAGAAACGUUGAGAUCAAGACUAGAAUCUUUAACUCUGUCAUUGAGACGGAUUGAUAACUUACAUUCAUUUUUGGUACCCUACCAACAUUUGGCUGAAGAUAUAAGCACUGUUUGUGUAACAGAAUUUUUAAAUGCAAAACCCAUCACUAAAUUGGGUAUGUUAAUAUUAAUGGAUAAAAUUGUACGAGAAAAAUAUGACACUACACCAAAUUUAGCUGCUGGCAUAAAAGAACAUCUUCUAGUUAUAUUUUAUGAUUUAAAAAAUUAUAGACAGCAUGCAGACUUUCGAAAGUUUGUUAAUAACAUUUUAUGGGCUUGGGAAGAAAGCAAAACUUGCCAAAAUCAAAUUCAAGAUUUAAAAUUUGUUUUUAAUAAACUGUAACUCAAAUUUAUAUUUUUUUAUUUAGGGGAGCCUGGGGCACGAAGGCCCCCCUGGGGCAUAAAGGCCCUCUUCAAAAAUUAGGUAAAAUUUUUUUUUUUUAUUUUCCGUCAAAGUAUGACCUUCAUAAUGUUUUUAGUAUAUUUUAAGUCAAUACGUGAUAUGAGGGGCAAAACGGACAACUCGAAAAAAAAAUUAUAAAGAAAAAAUUAUUUUUUUUUUAUUUUCCGUCAAGUUAAUUUUUUUGUGACAAUUUUUUUUUUUUAAUGGUCCAUUUUACCUCAUACAUCACAUACUGGCCUAAAACGUCAUAAAAACAUUAUAAAGGUCAUAACUUAACGGGAAAUAAAAAAAAAAUUUUUGUUGAUAAUUUUUUGGAGAGGAGGCCUUCGUGCCCCAGAAAAAAAACAAAUUUUUUUUUCGAUUUUUUGCAAAAUUUCUACUUAUUCUUUCGAUAUCGACGGAAAAUAAAUGAAUUUUAUGGUUAAAAGCCACAAAAAGAAAAAACCGGC
This is a messenger RNA of Microplitis demolitor, 1099 nucleotides long. RefSeq lists its product as uncharacterized. NCBI's taxonomy places the organism in Eukaryota, Metazoa, Arthropoda, Insecta, Hymenoptera, Braconidae. The transcript is spliced from 2 exons. The coding region runs from base 171 to 590 and encodes 139 amino acids. The record is from RefSeq and is a predicted model, not a curated record.